Elaeis guineensis (African oil palm) is the source of this 2118-nucleotide messenger RNA. Lineage: Eukaryota; Viridiplantae; Streptophyta; Magnoliopsida; Arecales; Arecaceae. The record is from RefSeq and is a predicted model, not a curated record.
AUGGCCAAGACAAUGGAAGCGUCAUCUUCUCCCAAGGUAGGGAACAGGAUGUUUCCACUGAAACUCCUGCUUGGUCUGGUGUUCGUGGGGUGGCUAAUGAUGUGGGUUGUGGUGCCCACAAGAACCUACAGGAAGACCUGGCAACCUAAGCUUCUCUCAGAAACCAACUCUACUUGGUUUGGAAGACAAGGGACCACCAUAUUGAUCUUUACAUUCCCCAUACUCUUUAUUGCUGCUGUUGGUUGCAUCUGCCUUCACUUGGAGCAGAAAAGUGGGAAUGCACACAGCGGUAGCUUAAGACGUCGCUUGGAGGCAUGGCGUAAGCCAGUGCUCGUUAAGGGGCCUCUGGGAAUCGUUUCGGCGAUAGAGCUAGCCUUCUGCCUGAAAUUUCUGGCACUCCUCAUCUGGGCCUUCUCCAACUAUGUGAGUGUCGGCCUUGCCAACCUCAAGGCUGAGGGUGCGGAAUCGUGGCAGGCUAAGCUGGGAACUGUAGGUGUGAUGCUCGGACUGGUUGGGAAUAUCUGCUGUGCUUUCCUCUUCUUCCCCGUAGCGCGAGGGUCCUCUCUGUUGCCACUCGUUGGCCUUACAUCCGAGGCCAGCAUCAGGUACCACGUAUGGCUUGGACACAUCGUCAUGGUUCUCUUCACAGCCCAUGGUGUUUGUUUUGUCAUCUUAUGGGUGGUCAGCAAUCGCUUAUCUGAGAUGCUGAAAUGGGACAAUGUUGGAGAAUCAAAUUUGGCAGGAGAAAUAGCUCUGCUAUCUGGACUGCUCAUGUGGGCAACAACUUUCCCUCGCAUUCGACGCAAGAUGUUCGAGCUCUUCUUCUACACUCAUCAGCUCUACAUCCUCUUCCUCAUCUUCUACGUAUUUCACGUUGGGAUCUCCUUUUUCUGCUAUAUUCUUCCCGGUGUCUACCUCUUCAUGGUGGACCGAUACUUGCGAUUUUUACAAUCACGGAACAAGGUCAGGUUGGUUUCUGCACGCCUCCUACCAUCUGAAACGGUAGAGCUUAACUUCGCCAAGAGCCCAGGAUUUAGCUAUAACCCAUUGAGCAUAGUAUUUGUACAUGUUCCAAGUAUUUCAUCACUUCAAUGGCACCCUUUCACUGUGAGCUCCAACAGCAACUUGGAACCAGAUACACUCAGUGUCAUCAUCAAGAAAGAAGGAAGCUGGACCCACAAACUGUAUCAGACACUCUCUUCACCCACUCCUCUCGACCGCCUAGGUGUCUCGGUUGAAGGCCCAUACGGUCCUACUUCGAUGAACUUCCUGAGGUACGAUUCGUUAGUGAUGGUGAGUGGUGGCAGUGGAAUUACCCCCUUUGUAUCCAUAAUUAGAGAGCUCAUAUAUCGGAGCACAACUCUUGACAGUCCGAUACCGAGUGUUUACCUGAUUUGUGCCUUCAAGACAUCCGCUGAUCUCACGAUGCUUGAUCUCCUCCUCCCUAUCUCUAGCAAUGCCUCUGACCUUUCCCGCCUGCAGCUACGGAUAGAGGCCUUCAUCACAAGAGAGAAACUUCCUGCUUCUGAUGCUCAUAAGCAUAUCCAAACAGUUUGCUUCAAGCCAUUCUCUUCAGACCUGCCCGUUGCCCCCGUUCUUGGGCCCAACGGAUGGCUUUGGUUGGGUGCAAUAAUCUCAUCUUCUUUUGUUGCCUUUCUUGUGCUCAUGGGCAUCCUGACCCGUUACUACAUAUAUCCAAUCGAUCAUAAUACCGGUAGAGUAUUCUCCUAUGCUGCAAGGUCCUCCUUAAACAUGUUGCUCAUAUGUGCCUGCAUAGCUAUCACAGCUAGUGCAGCCGUUUUGUGGAACAAGAGAAGAAGCACUGUGGAGGCAAAGAAAAUUCAGAAUAUGGAUGCAUCAAUGUCGGGUACACCUAGCUCGUACUUUUAUAAUGGAGAUCGAGAGCUGGAGAGUGUCCCUCAGGAGUCCAUUGUCAAAGCUACCAGGCUGCACUAUGGGGAAAGGCCUAAUGUCAAGAAGAUGCUGUCGGAGCUUGAUGGCUCGAACAUCGGAGUCAUGGCGAGUGGCCCGAGUGCGCUGCGUCACGAUGUUGCUGCUGUGUGUUCAUCAGGUCUUGCUAAAAAUUUGCACUUCGAGUCCAUCAGCUUUAGCUGGUGA